UCAGUGCAGUUAAAGUAGUCUUUGCCCACAUAGCACCUUCCGUGAGAAAGGGUUAUGGAGACUGCCAAUUUCUGCUGCAAGCGCCAUAGCAUCAACCUGAUCAAUUAGAGUCUGCCUGCCUGCUGUGAGCUUAAUCAUCUAACUGCCAUUGACAGUUAACAGUUCCUUAUUGCAACUCUUAAGUCAACCUCAGUCCAACCAUUAGAAUUCUCUUCUCGUGCUGUAUAAAUUGGUGUUCCUUUUUGAAGUUUGGUUUCUUGCAUCCGAGUCCUAAUGCGUGUAAGAUAGAAUAUUUUUAUAUUCUUUCAUGAGAUGUAGGGAAUACUGACAAGACCCAUUUCUAACUGCCCUUAAGCAGGUGGUGGUGAGCUGGAAUCUAACCGCUACACUGUGUGUGCACCAAGUACAUCCACAAUGGAGGGAGUUUUAGGAUUUUAUCCCAACAACAACAAAGAAACGGUGAUAUAUUUCCAUGUCAGAAUCGUGAGUGACUUGAAGGAGAACUUGCAGGUGGUGCCUAUGUAUCUGCAGCCCUUGUCCUUCUGGAUGGUGAUGGUGAUGGGUUUGGAAGGUGCUGUCUAAGGAAUCUUGGUCUUUAAGGAAUUGCAGCAGUGCCUCUUGUAGAUGCAUCUCAGUGAUGAAGGGAGUGAGUGUUAAAGAUAAUGAAUCUGGUUCCAGUUGAUGUCAGGACAACUGCUCUGGCUUUGGCAAUCACCGACUCUGAGCUGUCAGAUGAAGAGGCUUCCAUUCUGGAAAGUGGAGGAUUCUCGAUGUCCCGGGGAGCAACUCCACAACUCACAGAUGUGUCAGAAGAUCUGGAUCAGCAGAGCCUGCAUAGCGAACCAGAAGAAGCUUUUGCGAAAGACCUGCCGGAGUUUCCCUCGGUAGAGGACUUAUCUGGCGAUGGAAGCCCCUCUCAGAUUUCGACAGGGCUAUCGCCAGAGACCUGUAGCACUCAGGACUCUCAAUCCUUCAUUCAGACACUGAGCUCCCCUCUGCACUUUGUAAAUACACAUUUUAAUGGGAAUGGGACAACUAUGAACACACCACAGACUGGCCAAGCCUCUGUUCUAAGCUUGAGUCUCGAGGCCUUCACUGAGGAGAUUGUAACGUCAGCAAUUACUACAGUGGUUCAGAAUACUCUGUGCGCCCUGAUUUCUAACCCGCUGACAGGAAACCAGUCUGAGAGCUCAGAAUUCCUUUCUACCGAAUCACAGCAGGCCCUCUCCCGGGCAGGAUCGAUGGAAUUGGACCUGAGAGAAGUAGAAUCUCAUGACGAAGUGGAUGAUUUUGAGGUGCUGGACCAGGGGGAGUUGGAUCAGAUGGACACAGAGCUUGGUCUAAAUGAACAGCUGCAGCAGGUGCAUAAAGGACAGAGUACAUCGCAGGUCACAGAAGCUGAGCUGCUAAGGGAGAGCUAGUGGCAGCAGCUAGCCUGUGGAUUACUGGGUUACUUAGAAAGACCUGAUAUGACCCUUAUUGUGUGGCAUUGCACUUCCCCCAAUUCCUACCUAGUCCCUCAAUAUGUGUUGUACUGCCAUCUGCCGAACCCUUUUCCUUAGUGCACAGUGAUGCUGCAUCUCAGUCCCUGGUCCAAACAGCCCCUGUUCAAUGGGUAGGCAAUCCUACAUAUGCCCGUCUUCAUUACAUGAGCAACAAUGUUAACGUAGUACUAAGAACAUUAAAAUUAUUAACUAGAUUUUCUUCAACUUAUUAAUGCUUUGCCUGAUGUGGUACUGAACACCACACAGUCUGAAAGACCCAGAAUGCAUCUCCAGCAUGUGCUGAAUGAACCGAUCUAACUCAAUGUGGCAUUGACCCAUAUGCACGUGUUUGCUGAUCCCAUCUAGUGUGGCAGUGGGAGUUGUAACUGAUCUCAGCUGCCCUGGUUAAGAAAGUGAUGACAUCUCUGCAAUGCGCAGAGAGUGCAAAAGAAGACUUGCACCCCUAUAGCACCUUUUAUGGUCUGAAGAUGACCAAAGAACAUUUACAGGCAGUGAAGCACUUCUGAAAUGUGGUCACUGUUGUAAUGUGGGAAAUGUGGCAACCAAUUUAUAAAGAAGAUCCCACAUCAGGAAUGUACUAGUGCCCAGGGUUGUGUUUUAGUGAUGGUGGUCAAGGGUUGAGUAUUGGGUCACAACACUGGGAAGACCUCGCCUAAUUUUCAGAAGAAUACUGUAGGAUCUUUUACAUCCAGUUAUGAGAACAGAUCUGAAAGAUGGCGCCUCUAAAAUGCAGCUCACCCAGUGUAGGUGCUAAUGUGAAACUGCUUACAGGUGUCUUCAAGAUAUUGACAAUUCUGAGAUGUAAUGCCCAAAAUUGUGCAAAAUUCGCCAAUGAUCUGUAAAGGUGUAUCAUGACUUCCUUAUUCAUUUGUUUAGCACUCGUGUUUACAAAGCUGCAUCUCCGAUACAUUUUCUUCAACUUUCUUAUUUCCUGUCACUUUUAAAGAUUUGCGAGUAUUUUCCCCAGGUCUCUUUUGGCUUACACCCUAUCAAAAUGGAGCCAUUUAGAUUUUACUACGUUUCCAUGUUUCCAAACUCCAUUACGUCACACUCAAUGUAUUAACUAUGUAUGCCAUGUAUCUGCCCAUUUCACCAUUCUGCACAUCUUUCAGAAAUCUCUUGUCCUGCUCUCUGUUUACUACAUUGCAAACUUUUAUACCAUUCACAGACUAACACUGCACAUUCUACAUGCAAGUCCAGGCCAUUUGUAUUUAAUAUUCUAACAGCAAUUACGAAAGGUAGCCAAAGUCAAAUCUCAAACUUCCUUUGAUCAGCGACCAGUGGUUCACAAUCUCUGGAGUAGCAGGUAAGGGACAUUCUGAUUGGAACAGAGAAAUGGGGUCAUACAGAUGGAUCCUCUUUGUUCAAAUGGAGAGAGGAAUAAGCAGAAUUUACAGGUUAGUUAGUUUAAGGUCAGUGACAAAAUUCUUAAAGAAAAAAAUCUGGAAAAAUAUUGGUUAAUAAAUAAGAUGUAUUUAACAUUGUUGAAGGUGGUGUUGAUUGAGGUUUUAACAGAAGUAGCCGAGUGGUUGGUGAUUAGCAGAGAAGUUGAGAUUUAAAUGUAUGGAUUUCAAAAUGCAAAGAGACUGAUACCGGGAAGCAGUUUUGGAGCAGGGCUUGAGGUAUGGUUGUGUCUGCAAAACCAGCUCAAGACUAAUUGAUAGAGGCUGAGUUUUAGGCAGGAACCCCACCAGAAAAACUCACGGCCGAGAUGCAGUUUAACACUUUUUCUACCUCGCCUACCUCCAUUAAAGCCUGUGUCUUACACCAAA
Rhincodon typus (whale shark) is the source of this 3277-nucleotide messenger RNA. Its product is annotated as reticulophagy regulator 2-like. The transcript has 3 exons. The coding region runs from base 663 to 1421 and encodes 252 amino acids. The record is from RefSeq and is a predicted model, not a curated record. NCBI's taxonomy places the organism in Eukaryota, Metazoa, Chordata, Chondrichthyes, Orectolobiformes, Rhincodontidae.